Messenger RNA from Alosa sapidissima (American shad), 2146 nucleotides. It is a transcript of the gene coro2ab, whose product is annotated as coronin 2Ab. Bases 1 to 2124 code for a protein of 707 amino acids. The transcript is spliced from 11 exons. Gene Ontology annotation, biological process: actin filament organization. Lineage: Eukaryota; Metazoa; Chordata; Actinopteri; Clupeiformes; Clupeidae. The record is from RefSeq and is a predicted model, not a curated record. Gene Ontology annotation, molecular function: actin filament binding.
AUGUCAUGGCAGCCGCCCUAUCACAGCUCAAAAUUCCGUCAUGUGUUUGCAAAGCCCGCCUCUCGUGAGAACCACUACACUGGCCUGCCAAUCACACGCAGUGUCCAUGACAACGCCUUCUGUGCCGUCAAUCCCCGUUUCAUCGCCGUGGUGACAGAAUGUGCUGGUGGCGGGGCCUUCCUAGUCAUCUCCAUCUAUCACAGAGGACGAGUGGACCCCCAGCACAGCCGUGUGUGUGGUCACCAUGGCCGAGUGUUAGAUGUGAGGUGGGACCCAUUCAGUGACCUGCGCAUUGCCUCCUGCUCAGAAGACUGCACGGUAAAGGUAUGGAACAUCCCACCUCAGGGUUUAAGAGAGAACAUUGUCAGGCCCGUGAAGGACCUGCGAGGACACACCCGUCGGGUGGGGCUUAUCGAGUGGCACCCAAUUGCCAAAGACAUCCUGCUCAGCUCAGCCUAUGACUACAAGGUUCUGAUAUGGCGGCUGGACGGGGCAGGGUGUGUGUGUCGGCGGCCGGUCCGUGUGAUUGGGGUCCACUCAGACCUAGUGCUCUGCCUCAGCUUCAACACAGACGGCAGCAGAAUGGCCACCACCUGCAGAGACAGGACCAUUCGUAUCAUACACACACUCAGCGGACAAGUGCUGCAGCGUUCGAGUGUGUGUUCCCACCGGCCCUGUAAGGUGGUGUUUGCAUCUGAGCUGCAGCUGCUGGUGACCACUGGAGCCUCCUACUGGAACCAGAGACAGAUCGCUGUCUGGGACUCAGAGGAUCUUACUGCACCAUUGUGGGAGGAGGAUUUAGAUGGAGAGUCUGGAGUUCUCUUCCCCUUCUUUGACCCUGAUACACACAUGAUCUUCUUGGCCGGAAAGGGUGAUGGGAAUACCCGCUUCUUUGACCUUAGCUCUGUCAAGCCUUACCUGCACUACUUGGCUGAGUACAGAUCACCACUACCACAGAGAAGCUUGGCGGUGAUGCCCAAGCGUGGCCUGGAUGUGAGCAUAUGUGAGGUCUUCCGUUUCUACCGUGUGGUGGGAGUAAAAGACCUGCUUGAGCCCCUCUCUCUUAUUGUCCCACGCAGGGCGGAAGGCUUCCAGGAUGAUCUCUACCCUCCCACUGCAGCAAAUGAACCUGCUCUAACGGCUGACCAGUGGGUGGAGGGACAUACCAGAGGUCCAUUGCUGAUGUCCCUGAGGCCUGGGACUGAAAUACAGAACCCGUACCCAGCACCAGAACCUGUUUCCAGGCCAGACUUUAGCAGAGAGUCCCUCAGCCCCCUCACCCAGCUCCAACCAAUGGAAACCCACUACUCAGAGCAACCGGCCAAUCACAGCGCAGCGUACAUCUAUGACAUCAGUGAUCUGUCAGAAUGGCAGGAGGACGACACACACACCCUGAAGACACAGCCCAUGGAGACACACUCGCUUGACUGGGGUGUCACACACACCGCCAGCUCUUCACACACCCACACACACAGCGGAGCAGAAAUGCUAAAUAUGGCCGAACCACUCGCACCCGCAGUGCCUGGACACACACACAAUGCAGAUGUUCACACAGCACUGCCGGGAGUGCACAGCUCACACACAAACACACACACUCUCUCACACACAGUAGUGUUACCAGCCACAGACAUGCACCUGUUGUUAGAGACACAACACAAUGCACAGGGGAACUCACAAAGCAUUCUCCAUUCCCCCACACACUCCACUCUGGUCUGGUGUGAAUCCCCAGUGUAUACACCACCCAGCAUAGAUGAUGAGCUGUUGUGUGUGUUCUACAGACAGUGUGAGGAGCUGAGGUCUUUACGGGCAGAGCUUCAAAAGAAGGACAUGCGCAUCAACCAGCUGGAGCAGGACAUCACUCACCUGCGCAACACACACACACACUCCAACUUCACCCCCCCUCACGCCGCACACACACACCUGCGACAUCCUCACACACUCACGGCAGUACCACUCACUGAUCGUACGCAACACACACACACACAGGGAGUGUGCUUUCCCACCCAGCGGGUACACUACACAGGGCACAGUCACGCACGCCCAACAGCAAUGCCAGCCCAGAUACCCAGAUGCCCAGCCAAAACACACACUGACCAAGCCCCCAGCCCCCGAACAUCCUGCUGACACACACACACACACACACACA